AAAUUCCCUCCUUCCACGCUACACCUCCUUUCUCUUUAUUGCCGUUUUUCUUAUUUCCAUCUUAUUGGCUAUUCCUCUUCUGCUGUCUUCUGCUUUGUUCAGUUCGUUGCAUGCAAAAACCACUAUGAAGAAGCCAAAACACCACUCAUCGUCGGCCAACGCUGACCGGCGAGUGGAGCCUGAUUCCGGUGAGUUUGUCGCCAAGAUGAAGAACGGUCGCCAGAGACGGCUCAAAAUCAAGCAAAUGAAGUACACUUGCCAGGCGAAGAUCCGCAUCAGGAAUGGAACCGUCGGCGUCUCGCCGACGCCGGCGGAGGACCUGGAGGGAGGGAGCAGAGAGAUUCAUGAUCGCGUGGAGAUAUCUUUGUCGCUGGCGGCGGCGUCGUCGUCCUCGGAGGAGGAGGAGCGGUCAUUGUCGGAGAAAAACGACGGUGUUUUGUCGUACGGGUCAACGUCUGUGAUUGGGAGCAGGAAGGAGAUGGAGGACGCGGUGAGUGCGGAGAUAGGGUUUGCUGCGAAGGAGAAAGGGAAGUACGACUUCUUCGCGGUGUACGACGGCCACGGCGGAGCGCAGGUGGCGAAGGCGUGUCGCGAGCGGUUGCACCGGCUGGUUGCGGAGGAAGUGGAGAGGAGUGAGAGUCCCGUGGAAUGGGACUGGCAGGGAGUGAUGGAAGGGUGCUUCCGUAAAAUGGACAGCGAGGUCGCCGGUAAUGCGGCCGUCAGGACUGUGGGUUCCACGGCGGUUGUAGCUGUGAUCGCGGCGGAGGAGCUUGUCGUCGCUAAUUGCGGUGAUUGUAGGGCUGUGUUGGGAAGAGGAGGUGAGGCCGUCGACUUGUCUAGUGAUCAUAAGCCCGAUAGACCAGACGAGUUGAUGCGAAUCGAAGAGGCUGGUGGAAGGGUCAUUAACUGGAAUGGCCAGCGCGUGCUUGGUGUUCUUGCUACUUCAAGAUCCAUAGCAUUGAAAAGACAGAAGAAUCUUGGCUCCCUCUGGCUUUUUAUUAUCAGUGUCGUGAGUAUGGCAGAGCAACGUUGACCGAAAUGAGUAUUAUUAUUAUUAUCGGCUUUCUCUGACCUUGAAUUUGAUUUUUACAAUUAGUACCUUUAAACUCUUUAACUAACUACUAAGAUGACAAACUGUUGCUGUAAUCCCUCCAGUAUAUAGGAAUAUUAAAGAAUGUAAUUAACGAUGUUUCUUCUAUGUAAAACAAGUUUGCCAUAAAUCAAUGAUACGUUGGACAGAAAUAGAACAGUUAUUCAAAAGCCUUAAUUGCUUCUCGUAUAGGGUCAAUCACAUGGAACCCUUAACUAAUAAAUGGAGAGGGUUUUGUGGUGUGGAUAUGGUUUACCUCAAGAUUAAGGAAUCUUGAUCAAUCAAGUUCCAUGGAACAGUCUAAUCUCCAUUUGUUAAAAUAUGCAAACUUGAAUCAUUUAUUUUGAGCAUCCUUUUUAAUUGGUAAAGUUGAAUCUGUGCUUUAUGUAACAGAUCUAGAAAGGAUAAA
This is a messenger RNA of Vigna umbellata (rice bean), 1499 nucleotides long. NCBI's taxonomy places the organism in Eukaryota, Viridiplantae, Streptophyta, Magnoliopsida, Fabales, Fabaceae. The record is from RefSeq and is a predicted model, not a curated record.